Molecule: messenger RNA, 681 nt
Organism: Ceraceosorus bombacis
Lineage: Eukaryota; Fungi; Basidiomycota; Exobasidiomycetes; Ceraceosorales; Ceraceosoraceae
Source: the annotation of a GenBank genome assembly
AUGACAACCAUGCCGUUGCUCUUUCUAUAUCAUCCCGUAACGACGGCGGAGCUCAAUGCUAGGGAUCAGCGCUGGCGCCUAGCACGAGAAAGGGCUUAUGCGCGAGCUACUUUCGCAGACGACGCGACGUUGGUCGGCUCGAUGGCACGCUUCGCCGCCGCCCAACAUCGAUCUCGACGUUUUAGCCUUGCAGCUCUUGGCCAGUCACAAAAUCAAAGACGGACGUCCGGAAGCUUGCUGAGCUACGAGAGCGACUCAACUAGAGUGCAGCCGUUAUCUAGGCACGCCUCGAGAGUCUCCAGACCUCAAGUGGUUGCGGCUAUUCGAGCAUGGGAGCAAAAUGUCGACCACACUGCUUUGCCGUCACAUGUGGAAGAUGAACAAAUCGUAACGCAAUCCGACGCAGGUCUGGAUUUCGACGCCACCGUUACACCUUCUAGGGCCGCGGCAUUCGCAGCUGCGCUCGAGCGUUCCGCACAUCAGCGCUCUUCUGGCCCGCGCGCAUCGGCUGCUCGAUCUCAAUCAGCACAACGAGCGAGCGAAGCAUUGUACACCCACGACGUACGAGGUGACAGCGUCGGCAGUGCUCGUAGCAGCCUCAUCGAUACCCGUCAUCGGCGGGGCUUUCGUAGAGGCGUUCGAAGGGCCUGGAGACGAUGCGUCAACGCCGUGCAUGCUUGA